Molecule: messenger RNA, 1641 nt
Organism: Closterium sp. NIES-65
Lineage: Eukaryota; Viridiplantae; Streptophyta; Zygnematophyceae; Desmidiales; Closteriaceae
Source: the annotation of a GenBank genome assembly
AUGGAAUCUGGGAGAAGGGGAUGGAAUCUGGGAGAAGGGGAUGGAAUGAGGGAAAAGGGGAUGGAAUCUGGGAGAAGGGGAUGGAAUCUGGGAGAAGGGGAUGGAAUCUGGGAAAAGGGGAUGGAAUCUGAGAGAAGGGGAUGGAAUAUGGGAGAAGGGGAUGGAAUCUGGGAGAAGGGGAUGGAAUCUGGGAGAAGGGGAUGGAAUCUGGGAGAAGGGGAUGGAAUUUGGGAGAAGGGGAUGGAAUCAGGGAGAAGGGGAUGGAAUAUGGGAGAAGGGGAUGGAAUCUGGGAGAAGGGGGUGGAAUCGGGGAGAAGGGGAUUGAAUCUGGGAGAAGGGGAUGGAAUCGGGGAGAAGGGGAUGGAACGAGGGAGAAGGGGAUGGAAUCGAGGAGAAGGGGAUGGAAUCUGGGAGAAGGGGAUGGAAUAUGGGAGAAGGGGAUGGAAUCUGGGAGAAGGGGAUGCAAUUUUGGAGAAGGGUAUGGAAUCUGGGAGAAGGGGAUGGAAUCUGGGAGAAGGGGAUGGAAUCUUGGAGAAGGGGAUGGAAUCUAGGAGAAGGGGAUGGGAUCUGAGAGAAGGGGAUGGAAUGUGGGAGAAGGGGGGAGAAGGGGAUGGAAUCUGGGAGAAGGGGAUGGAAUCUGGGAGAAGGGGAUGGAAUCUGGGAGAAGGGGAUGGAAUCUCGGAGAAGGGGAUAGAAUGUGGGAGAAGGGGAUGGAAUCUGGGAGAAGAAAGAUGGAACCUGGGAGAAGGGGAUGGAAUCUGGGAGAAGGGGAUGGAAUCUGGGAGAAGGGGAUGGAAUCUGGGAGAAGGGGAUGGAAUCUGGGAGAAGGGAUGGAAUCUGGGAGAAGGGUAUGGAAUCAGGGAGAAGGGGAUGGAAUCUGGGAGAAGGGGAUGGAAUCUGCGAGAAGGGGAUGGAAUAUGGGAGAAGGGGAUGGGAUCCGGGAGAAGAGGAUGGAAUCAGGGAGAAGGGUAUGGAAUCUGGGAGAAGGGGAUGGAAUAUGGGAGAAGGGGAUGGAAUCUGGGAGAAGGGGAUGGAAUCUGGGAGAAGGGGAUGGAAUCUGGGAGAAGGGGAUGGAAUCUGGGAGAAGGGGAUGGAAUCUGGGAGAAGGGGAUGGAAUCUGGGAGAAGGGGAUGGAAUCUCGGAGAAGGGGAUAGAAUGUGGGAGAAGGGGAUGGAAUCUGGGAGAAGGGGAUGGAAUCUGGGAGAAGGGGAUGGAAUAUGGGAGAAGGGGAUGGAAUCUGGGAGAAGGGGAUGGAAUCUGGGAGAAGGGGAUGGAAUCUGGGAGAAGGGGAUGGGAUCUGGGAGAAGGGGAUGGAAUCUGGGAGAAGGGGAUGGAAUCUGGGAGAAGGGGAUGGAAUCUCGGAGAAGGGGAUGGAAUCUGGGAGAAGGGGAUGGAAUCUGGGAGAAGGGGAUGGGAUCAGGGAGAAGGGGAUGGAAUCUGGGAGAAGGGGAUGGAAUCUGGGAGAAGGGGAUAGAAUUUGGGAGAAGGGGAUGGAAUCUGGGAGAAGGGGAUGGAAUAUGGGAGAAGGGGAUGGAAUCUGGGAGAACGGGAUGGAAUUUGGGAGAAGGGGAUGGAAUCUGGGAGAAGGGGAUGGAAUCUGGGAGAAGGGGAUGGAAUCUGGGAGAAGGGGAUGGAAUCUAG